Messenger RNA from Pseudozyma hubeiensis SY62, 3519 nucleotides. RefSeq lists its product as hypothetical. The transcript has 2 exons. Gene Ontology annotation, cellular component: actin cortical patch; clathrin-coated vesicle. The record is from RefSeq and is a predicted model, not a curated record. Bases 1 to 3519 code for a protein of 1172 amino acids. Gene Ontology annotation, biological process: clathrin coat assembly; endocytosis; actin filament organization. Lineage: Eukaryota; Fungi; Basidiomycota; Ustilaginomycetes; Ustilaginales; Ustilaginaceae. Gene Ontology annotation, molecular function: phosphatidylinositol-3,4-bisphosphate binding; actin filament binding; clathrin light chain binding.
AUGCACGGAACUUCGGAAGGCGUGAACAAGUGUGACACGGAGGUCGGGAUCCGAGACCGCUGUGACGGACCGCCGACGCUGGCUCGAGCGGGAGACUGCACGCACACACAGCCUCGAUUGUGGGUGAAGCGCGAGUUCCGUCGAUUCUUCGCACCGAGCAGCACCGAUCUUGCUUCUGGCUGCCCUGGUGCUGCUGCUCUGCGUCACUAUUCUAUUGCCGAUGGCCCUGUCCCGGCUGAGCUUCAACCUCGCUUACCGUCACACUGCCUUCUCACAACUCACUUUGACCCUGGAUUUCUCUCACUUAUCCACGGCUUCGACUGGAUCAUCCCCUCUCCAUCCAUCCAUCAAUCAGCCAACAAUCCCGCUGCACAAGCACAGAUGGCGCGCUUUGACGAUCAUCUCCCCACACGGCCUGUCGAUCGCGACAAGGCCGAAUCAGAGCUCUCCAUCCACAUCAAAAAGGCUACCAGCAACGAGGAAUCCGCUCCCAAGCAGAAGCACGUCCGCAAAUGCAUUGUCUACACAUGGGACUACCGAACUUCCCAGUCCAUCUGGACCGGCCUCCGAGUACAGCCUAUCCUCAGCGAUGAGGUGCAGACAUUCAAGGCGCUCAUCCUCGUCCACAAGGUGCUCCAGGAGGGUCACCAGGUCGUCCUCAAGGAGGCUCAGGCACAGAUCGGAUGGUUCGAGACCUGCGCCCGCACUGUCGGUGCCGACAGCAUGCGUGGCUACGGCUCUCUCAUCCGUGCCUACGUCAACUUCAUCCUCGCCAAACUCCGCUUCCACCGCCACCACAAGGAGUUCAACGGUCUCUUCGAGUACGAAGAGUACAUCUCGCUCAAAAACAUUGACAAUCCCGACGAGGGCUACGAGACCAUCAUGGAUCUUAUGAAUCUCCAGGACCAGAUCGAGCAGUUCCAGAAGCUCGUCUUUGCUCACUUCCGUGGCUCCGCUAACAACGAGUGCCGCAUCUCGGCCCUCGUUCCUCUCGUCAAGGAGAGCUACGGCAUCUACAAGUUCCUCACUUCCAUGCUCCGUGCCAUGCACAGACGUACCGACGCCAGCGAUGCGCUCCAGCCAUUGCGAGAGCGAUACGACUCGCAGCACCAACACCUCCGCAAAUUCUACUACGAAUGCGCUAACCUCAAGUACCUGACCUCGCUCAUCAACGUCCCCAAGCUCAACCACGACCCUCCCAACCUCUUCGAGCUUCCCGAAGAAGGGCCCUACCUUCCACCUCGCCAGACACCCAAAGCACCGACCCCAGAACCUGGUCCAUCCCAGGCUGAAAUCGACGAGCAAGCCCGUCUGCUGAAGCAGUACGAAGAUAAGCAGGCUGCGCUCAAGGCACAAGAGGAAGCCGAGAGGCAAAGACAGUCGGACCUCGCCGCAAAGCAGCAGCGCGACUUUGAAGAGCAGCAGCGUCUACAGGCCGAGCAGCAGCGACUCGCACAGGAACAGCUCAUGCGUGCACAGAUGGACCAGAUGCAGGGUGGCCGACUCGCCGAGCUCGAACGCGAGAUCCUCGCCAUGCGUGGUCAGUACGAGCGCGAUCAGCUCAUGCUCGAGCAGUACGAUCGACGUGUCAAGGCGCUCGAGACAGAGCUCGCCAACAUUGGCCAAAACUUUGGCGCACAGAUGCAAGGCAAGGAUGAGAUCAUCAAGCAGCUCCAGGACCAGGUCACGCUCUGGCGCAACAAGUACGAAGCGCUCGCCAAACUCUACUCGCAGCUCCGAACAGAACAUCUCGAGAUGCUCGGCAAGUACAAGCAGCUCCAGAUCAAGGCCGGCAGCGCACAAGAGGCCGUCGACAAGAUGGAACGCAUGGAGCGCGACGUCAAGGCCAAGAACCUCGAGCUCGCCGACAUGAUCCGAGAGCGUGACCGCGCCCGCUUCGACCUCGACAGGAUCAAGGCGAGCCAGAAGGAAGAAUUCGACCGUCUCAAGCGCGACCUCAUGUUUGCCAACGAGCGUGCAGAGGACGCCACACGCGCCAAGGGCUCCGAGCUCUCCGGCAUGAUGGCCACGCUCAAUCGCCAGAUUGCCGAGCUCGAAGACUCUUUGCGCGAGAAGCGUAUGGAGGCCGAUGCACGCGACGCCGAGCUGGCACGCCUCCGAGACGAGAAGGAUGCCGAGCUCGCCAUCAUGCAGGAGGGCAUGGACGCCACCAUCAAGCAGCUCACCGACAUGCAGCUCAACCAGGGCGAGAAUGACCAGGCCGUCAACGCACAGAUCGACACGCUCAUCCUCGACAACAGCAAAAAGCUCAACGCCAUCAUCGAUUCCAUCCUGCAGGCGUGCGUCGACAAGAUCGACGAUGCGCUCUACGAGCUCGAGUCGCCCUCUGGCACCGGCAACAACACCGCCACGCCCGAAUACGUCUUGUCCAUGAUCGAGAAGGGCACCACCUCCACCAACGAAUUUGCCACCGUGUUCUCGCUGUACCUCUCUGGCGAGGUGGGCGGCGAGCAUGUCGAGGUGAUCAAGCGCGCCAAUCAGCUGGCGCAGACCAUCAGCGACACGCUCACCAGCACAAAGGGCAUCACGCGACUUGCGCAGAGCGACGACGCCGCCGACAAGCUCAUCAGCACCGGCCGCGAAACCGGUAAUGUGCUUCUGCGCUUCUUCGGCAACCUCCAGUCGUACCGUCUCGCCGGUGUCGCGCCUGCUCAGCGUCGAGACGUUGUGGCGCGUCAGAACAUGGAGGCACGCUCUGCCUUUGCCAACCUCAACAGUGUGGUCGAGACCAUGGUCAAGGCGGGCAACACCAUGCUUGCCAAUGCCAAUGGCGACAUCGGCGACAUUGUCGAGCGCGAAAUGAUGAACGCUGCGUCUGCGAUCGAUGCUGCUACCGCCAAGUUGCAGGCGCUCUUGUCGAGGCCCAGGGAUCACAACAAGUACUCGGCUGUCGAUCUGCAGGUGCACGAUGCCAUUCUGGAAGCGUCGUUGGCCAUCACACGUGCCAUCGCAGGCUUGAUCAGGGCCGCCACCGAAUCGCAGCAAGAGAUCGUGGCCAAGGGCCGAGGAUCGUCGACCAACCAGCAGUUCUACAAGAAGAACAACCGCUGGACCGAGGGACUCAUUUCGGCAGCUCGUGCCGUCGCGUUCGCCACCACCAUGCUCAUCGAAGCUGCCGACGGUGUCAUCAUGGGCACGCACUCGCUCGAGCAGCUCAUCGUCGCAUCCAACGAGGUCUCGGCCGCCACUGCCCAGGUAGUCGCCGCCUCGCGUGUCAAGGCGGAAUUCAUGUCCAAGACCCAAGACAGACUGGAGCGUGCGGCCAAGGCGGUCACAGAUGCUUGCAGAGCACUCGUCAAGCAGGUCAAGACCAUCACGGACAGGCAGAGCAACGGCGCCGGUGACUUUGACUACUCGACCAUGGCGGUGCACGAGUUCAAGGUCAAGGAGAUGGAGCAGCAGGUCGAGGUGUUGAAGCUGGAGAAGGAGUUGACCCAGGCGAGGAGGGUGUUGGGUGCGAUGCGUAGGGCUGGAUACCAUGCUACGGAGGAGGAUUAG